Messenger RNA from Anopheles maculipalpis, 6003 nucleotides. RefSeq names its product polyhomeotic-proximal chromatin protein. The transcript is spliced from 8 exons. Gene Ontology annotation, molecular function: zinc ion binding; protein binding. The record is from RefSeq and is a predicted model, not a curated record. Gene Ontology annotation, cellular component: nucleus. Bases 1 to 5988 code for a protein of 1995 amino acids. NCBI's taxonomy places the organism in Eukaryota, Metazoa, Arthropoda, Insecta, Diptera, Culicidae.
AUGGGGGUGGCACCAUCCACGAUGAAAAUGACCCUGAAUGACGACCUCCGGUACUUCUCUUACAAGCGCCGAAGAGGUCAGUUGUUGACAGAGAAGGGCCGCGAGCGUCGGUUGGGGAACGCCAAGAAGCUACUCAACUGGCUAAAACAUCCCGUGGAGCCUGGCACGCUGUGGUUUUUCUCUGAUGAGAAAAACUUCUGCCAGGACCAGAAGUUCAGUCGCAUACACGUCAAUACACGGCAACACACGAGUACUUCCCGGGCUACUGGCUAUAACGAUGCCAAUCAACAACGGAAGCUGCUGCCUCAGCACGUAGUGUAUCGUUUCACCAUCGACAGCAUCGAGACCGCGAGAUCUGAACAUUACGACAAUCUCAAAAAGCAGCAACAAAAGCAACAGCUCAAGAGGCAGCCACCUCCUCUACAGCCAAGGCCACUACAGCCUAUAAGACCUAACAAUCAAAUACCCCUCAACGACGAGGUCAGUAUCUUACGUGUCGGUUACGUACAGCACACAAAUAUCAGUACUAGCAACGCGAGUGCGACCACCGUUGUCAGUGGCACAGGAGAGCAGGUUUUAGAUGAUUCAAGUAACGCCACCAUCGUUACGAUAGAGCUGCCCUGGAAUCCGAUUAUAAAUAGUGGAGCACAAUCACCGGCAGCUGCCUGUACGGCACCGAGCGCCCUAUCGCCACAGCAAUCGAUAACGUCCGUCGGAUCCGGCAAUGAUCAGCAGUUGAGUGUGUUCCGGUUGCAAUCAAUCCCAGUGUCACAAGCAUCCACGUCCUCACUGCGCACCACCAACGGGAAGACUACGAUCGUUGUUACGGGCAGUGGUACCAUUCCGCCCGCCGAUACAGACGAUCGUUCGUCACUCAAGUGUUUGGAAACGCUCGCCGAGAAGGCGGGCAUCACGUUUGACGAACCGUACGACUUUCUUCCCGACACGCUGGAGAAAUCGCAGAGCCCGGCGCAGGUGGCGCAGCAGGCCACGGUGCCGCUACAGCUGUCCCAGGAGCAGCUAUUCCAGUACCAGCAAAUACAGGCGUACGGUGGUACGAUCCAGGUGAAGCAGGAGUACACCCCAACACCGACCGGACAGCCCGGUUCGGCCGGUGUUGAUCAUCAGCAGCAACAGCAGCAACAGAUGCAACAACAACAGCAAGCUCAGCAACAGCAGCAACAGCAGCAGCAAGCACAGCAGCAACAGAUGCAGGUCCUGGCCGAGGCAAGCGGUGUGGCACCGUCACAAAGUCCACACCAUGCGCAAACCCUGCAACAGCAGGCCGCCCAGCAGCAGCAGCAGCAACAACAGCAGCAACAAUCUGCAGCAGCGGCUGCAGCAGCCCUCAACAUGUCCCCACUGCAGGCAAUGGCCAGCGGACAACAGCUCUCAUCGACCGAUUGGCCACACGGGCGCGUGGUCGUACAGCAGCCGAUCUCAAACGCACAGUACCUGCAGCAACUGUACGGUGCGCAACCGAUCGUUUUCCCACCGUUGGGCGGUCAGCAACAGUUUCAGCUGAUUACCGCCUCGAAACCGUUCCAAGGUACACCGCAGAUGCUGACGACGACGACCGGCAAACAGGUGAUCGGUACGACGGCGGCGGGUAACUUCAACGGUCCCUUCACAUUCUUCUCACCGAUGAGUGUGGUCAACUCGCAGCCACAGGCACAGGCACAAAACCUACUGCCGGCGCUCAGUGCUACUGCGGCACAAUCCGCGGUGGCCGCUGCUACGGGCGCUACCGGGAACAAAGCAGGCACCACUACCCAUCAGCAGGACAUGCAGAAAGCGCUUCAAAAUGCUGUCGCAGCAGCUUCCGUCGGUACGGCCGGGCAGAAGGUGCAGCUGCAGAAGCUUGGUACGGCGACAGGUUUAACCGGUACCGCUGGUACGGCGCAGCAGCAAAAUCUGGCUGCACUGACACAGCAACAAGCGGCUGCUGCGGCAGGACAGCAGUGCGUACAGGUGUCCCAAGCACCAAUGCAAACGGCCCAGCUGCUUAGUCCGCUGCAACAGCAAGGCCCGCAACAGAUGCAGUUCUCAACGCAGUGGCCCCUGCAGGGACAGCUUUGGACCACACCGAAUGGGCUUCUCUCGUCGAAUCCGAUCAUCAUUCGCGGUACCAAUCCGGAUGGUACACCGAACGUAUUCUUUCCCAGUGCGCAGCAAACGCUCCAGCAAGCGCCACAGACUCACAAUCAAACUCUUGCACUGCCCUGUACGAUCACUCAGUCACCGCAACAGGUUACCCAGCAGCAACAGCAGCAGCAGCAGCAGCAACAGCAACAACAGGUGCAACAACAGCAAACUGGGCCACAAGCAAACGUUAAUCAAGCUACCGGAACCGGUGUUGGACAGGCUGGUCAACUCGGUACCGGAAAUGCCGGUACCGCACAAACCAUCGGAACAACCGGUGGUUCGACGAUGCAGACACAAAAGAAUCUUGCGGGACAGCUCGGUACGAAGCAAGGCCAACGGCCGCAGAUACUGCCCCAGGGUGCUUCCCCCAUUCGUCCGUCCGUGUCGACCCAAACGGCUCAAGCACAGCAGAGUUUGCUCAACAAAGCGGGCAGCAAAAUGCGUACCAAGCAACCGAUGGUUCGUCCUUCGGCACCGAUUAUCAAAACUGAGCUCGGAACCGGUACGACGACGCCACAAAAACUUGGCCAAACUCCAAGCCAAUCGACGACACCACAGCCGACACUGCAGCAGGUUGUAACCAGCAGUGGAAAGGUGGUGUUAAUGAACACAGGCACAGCGCUCAGUCCGGCGGUGCUUAAUAUGCCCAUCUUGAGUGACAGUAAGCAGCAACAGCAGCAGCAACAACAGCAGCAAUUGCAGCUUCAGCAACAUCUAAAGACGGCUCAGCAGCAGCAGCAGCAGCAGACGAACAAUCAACAUAUUUUGCUUCAGCAACAGGCAAUUUAUCAACAGCAGAUGAUGCAACAACAGCAGCAACAACACCAAGCGCAGCAUCAGCAAGCCCAACAACAAGCCGCCGCCCAACAGCAACAGAUACACCAGUUGCAGCAGCAAAUCCUUCAGCAGGCCGCCGUAGCGGGUCAAGCAAACCAAGCGCAGCUGCUUACGAAUGCUGCUCAGCAGGGUCAGCUGGUACAGACGGCAACUGCCGGCGGUGCACAGCAAGGCAACAUAGUGCAUCAGCUUGUGUUCCAGCAAGGUCAACCGAAUCAACCCGGCAUGAUGAUCAACGUUUCGUCUGAUGCUUUACUGCAACAGCAACAAGUACAGCAGGCCCAGCAGCAACAGCAAGCUCAACAGCAAGCCCAACAGCAACAGGCGCAACAAAAUGCGCUCCAACAACUAGCCAAUCAACAAUCGGCGGCAGGUGGACAGACUGGCGGCAAGGGUGGAGCCGGUGUUACCACCACGACGCAGAUGAUUAUGGCUGCCUCACUCGGGCAGCCAGGAGCGGGCGAUCGUACCACCAUCGUAUCGCAAGGUGGACAGGCACUGCAAAUCGAUCGCAAUCUGCUACCGGUGUCGAUCGCCAAUAUCGCCGGUAAUCCGAUCGUAGUCACGAGCAAUGGUGCUACAAUUUCACCCAUCCACCAGGCGGCCAAUCAAUCGAAUGUCGCCACCACGAAUGUUGUAGCUGCCACCCAUCAGCAGCAGCAGCAGCAACAGCACCAUUCACAACAGAUACUGGUAUCGUCGAUGCCCAGCUCAGUGCAUCAAUCCGGACCGAAUCCAAUCGUGGCGAUGACAUCGCUGUCCGCUGCCCCAAUGUCGGUCGCAUCGAUCAUCAGCUCGGGCACGAUACCUUCGAUCUCUUCCGGUGCCAUUACGACAACUGCUUCGCUCGGUGGACAGCAGCAGGCAACACUGGUUGCGUCUACCGGUGGCGGUACUCAGCCGGCUCUGCUUAGCGCUGGGAAAGAAACGGACCCAAAAGCAAUCAGUGUAGCGAUGCAUCAGUUGCAGCAGCUCUCUACACCACAGAAGCAGAUCCAGCAGCAGCAAAUGCUGGACAAUAUGAAUGCGCUGGCAGCUGCUACCGGUGGUACGAUGAUUGGUGGUUCACCGAUUGCUGGUGGGAAUGUGAGUGGUAUAUCGUCACUCCCUGGCUCGCCAGCCACCUCAACCGCGAUGAGCAUCAUGAAUGCGGGUACCAAAAUCCCAACGUCCAUGGGUGGUUUGAUGGGUUCUCCACAGGCUGUUGGUGGUGUAAAGCUUGGCGUAUACCAGGCGCAGGGGUCGCAGCAACAACUACAGCCGGGUAUCGGUGGUUCUACGACGGAUGGUACGGGCAAGGACAAGUCCGGUGGUUCUGAAGCGAGUGGUAAAGAUUUGGAUCAGUCAACGACGGCCACGGAUAGCAGUUCCGAUGCGCAAAUGAACGGUACCGCUGGUACACCGAUGGACACCACACCCGCCCCAGGCACCGGAACAAUGGUGUCCAAUUCAAACGGAUCGAGCAGUACGCCCGAUGCAUCGUCUCCUCUGUCAUCACUCGCUUCAGCAGUAUCCGUACCUUCGGUACUUUCUGCCUCUGUGUCCCCUACAUCCGUUACAACCACCGUGAGUAGCAGUGCUACGCAAAACGCAACAACGACACCGGUUACUGCAACACCAACAACAACAACAACAACAACAAGCUCAACAGAUGAUACGACAAAAGACUUUACGGUGACAGCAUCGUCUACGGUGUCCGCCUCCACCACAACAACAACAAUGACGACGAUGGGUACAUCGAGCACCACCACUAGCUCUACGACAUCCACAGUGCCUACGACAGCGAUCGCUACGGUAACGGGCACAUCGGCAAUCCCGGUCAGCAAUAUCGGUCCCAAUGGGUUGCUCUCUACCAACGGAAGCGUGUCAUCUUCCGGCACGAUUGCAACGUCCUGUGUUACAACCUCUUCGACUGGAUCGAGCGGCGGUUUGCCACCGAAGACGGCCAGCAGCGCCGAUAAGGGUGGAAUUCCAAAGGCAACGAUCAAACCGAAUGUGCUGACGCACGUGAUCGAGGGUUUCGUGAUACAGGAAGCGAAUGAGCCGUUUGCCGUACAGCGGCAACGAUACCCAGAGCGGGACAGCUCCGAUGAACCACCGAAAAAACGGUCCACAACGGAAGCAAACAGUCCACUGUCGCCAUCCAAUCAAACCAGUGAUAUGGGCAACUGUGAGGUCUGUGGUAAGGCGGAAAUGCGCACCAAAAUGAAGAAGAAACGCUUCUGCAGUGCGUCCUGUGCACGUUCUGCCAAGCAAGGCUCACCGGAUCAGUUAUCAACUCCGGUACAGAAUGGAACUAGUAAUUCCACUCCUACUCCAACGACUCCACCAUCUGUAGCGUCGGCCCCGGUCGACGGUUCAAUCGUUGGCUCCAUGAACGGUAUGCUUAGCGCUCCAUCCACUCCAGCGGGCGUUGCAGUGACGGGUGUUGUUGAUCCUUCGCUCGGAACACUUCCACUCGGAGCGUUGGCGUCACCAGCGAUGAUAAAUCCAACCCUUGGUGGAGUCCUACCCACCAUUAAGAUGGAUGUGGAUCCACAGAUGCAGGCUGCCUCUCUCGCACAACAGCAGCAACAACAACAACAGCAGCUACUGCAACUUCAGCAGCAGCAGCAGCAGCAACAGGGUCUGCUUCAACCAGCAACGCAACCACCUUCGGGAAUGCUGAUAGCGGAUGUACCCGCCUCACCAGCGACACCGGUGGCCGUUGCGGCUGCUGCUGCGGCCGCCGCAGCUGCUGCUGCCAAUAGCGAGGAAGCCUCCUCGAUACUGCGCUGGACGGUUCAGGACGUGUACGAAUUCAUUCGGGGGCUUCCUGGGUGUGCAGACUAUGCGGAAGACUUUGUCAAUCAGGAGAUCGAUGGUCAGGCGUUGCUGCUGUUGAAAGAGAACCAUCUCGUCAGCACGAUGGAUAUGAAGCUUGGCCCGGCACUGAAGAUUGUGGCGCGAGUAAAUCUCAUGAAGGCAACCGUUGCCCCAGCCGAAGGACAACAACCCGCGCAGUAAGCUCUCUCGCUCUCU